This is a messenger RNA of Microthlaspi erraticum, 1335 nucleotides long. NCBI's taxonomy places the organism in Eukaryota, Viridiplantae, Streptophyta, Magnoliopsida, Brassicales, Brassicaceae. The record is from the annotation of a GenBank genome assembly.
AUGAGUAACCUCAAAGCCGAAACAGCGGCUAAAGAUGUCGCGGUUCUAGAGACAAAGUCGUCGAUUGUCCCUGCAGAUUUUGGUGAGCCAUCGCCACUGAAAAAAAUCAUAUCGAUGGCUUCAAUCGCCGCCGGUGUACAGUUUGGGUGGGCCUUACAGCUCUCUUUGCUGACUCCAUACCCAACCGUCGGUUACUACAGCGACAGAUGCACCUCCAGAUUCGGCCGUCGCCGUCCUUUCAUUGCAGUCGGUGCCAUCCUUGUCGCUGUCGCUGGUAUUCUGAUCGGAUACGCCGCUGAUCUUGGCCGCUUAGCUGGAGACAAUCUCGAAAAGACUCCAAAGGUACGAGCCAUAUGGUUCUUCGCUCUAGGUUUCUGGAUCCUCGACGUGGCCAACAACACCCUCCAAGGACCUUGCCGCGCUUUCCUUGCCGAUCUCUCCGCAGGUGACGCUAAGAAAACUCGGACCGCAAACGCGAUUUUCUCUUUCUUUAUGGCAGUUGGAAACAUUUUGGGAUACGCUGCUGGAUCCUACACUAACCUCCACAAGAUGUUUCCUUUCACGAUGACUGAAGCAUGUGACAUCUAUUGUGCGAACCUCAAGAGCUGUUUCUUCCUCUCCAUCAUUCUUCUCCUCGCUGUCACGGUCACAUCACUCUUUUACGUCAAAGACAAGCAAUGGUCUCCCGAGAAAGGAGCCUCCGACGUGGAAACUCCGUUCUUUGGCGAGAUCUUUGGAGCUUUCAGGGUGAUGGAACGUCCCAUGUGGAUGUUGAUUAUCGUCACCGCCUUAAACUGGAUCGCGUGGUUCCCUUUUCUUCUAUUCGAUACUGACUGGAUGGGUCGUGAAGUGUACGGUGGAGACUCUAGUGGAGACGACAAAAUGAAGGACCUAUACAACAAAGGAGUCCACAAAAUGGGAGGAGCUAAACGGCUUUGGGGAGUUGUCAACUUUAUCCUUGCCGUGUGUUUGGGUUUGACGGUUUUGAUUACAAAGUUGGCGGAGGCUCACAGGAAAACCGCUGGUGCGUUUGCCGGUCCCACCGAUGCGAUUAGAGGUGGAGCAUUGACAAUCUUUGCUUUUCUUGGAAUCCCUCUUGCUAUUACUUUCAGUAUUCCGUUUGCACUAGCUUCCAUUAUCUCAAGCAACUCCGGCGCCGGCCAAGGACUUUCUCUUGGAGUACUAAAUUUGGCAAUCGUGAUACCACAAAUGGUGGUGUCACUUGGAGGUGGGCCUUUCGAUGCGUUGUUUGGAGGUGGAAACUUACCUGGAUUUGUGGUCGGAGCAAUUGCAGCGGCAGUUAGUGGUGUGGUGGCGUUAACAGUUCUUCCUUAG